Molecule: messenger RNA, 1536 nt
Organism: Maudiozyma barnettii
Lineage: Eukaryota; Fungi; Ascomycota; Saccharomycetes; Saccharomycetales; Saccharomycetaceae
Gene: LAS1
Product: rRNA-processing protein LAS1
Exons: 1
Coding region: 1-1536 (511 amino acids)
Biological process (GO): maturation of 5.8S rRNA; maturation of LSU-rRNA
Cellular component (GO): preribosome, large subunit precursor; Las1 complex
Molecular function (GO): endonuclease activity
Source: RefSeq, a predicted model, not a curated record
AUGAGCUUCAUAAAAUGCCAAGAGGUCAAAUUAUUUGGGGAAAUAAAUUACAUACAUAGCUCAAUUAUGUAUCACUUUAGGGUUGUACCAUGGGGUGAUCCUAAGGAGUUGGAUGAUUUAAAGAACUGGUUUUAUAGCAAUAAUGAUGAUAGGGCAAAGGCGAUUGCCAAAGUGAAAAGUUACCAAAGUCGAGGUUCCCAGUACUUACCACAUGUAAUUGAUUCAACAUCACAACUAAGUAGUGCUGUACUACUUGAUGAAACGAACAAUAAGGUUGGAAUGAACGCAAUAAGAAUGGCAUACACGAUGGCUUUAAUUAGAUUUGUUAAUGGUAUAUUAGAUCCAAAUCAACAAGCACAAUAUGCCAUACCAUUACAUAGAUUAGCCCAAAAUGUUGGUCUGGGGAGUUGGUUUGUCGAAUUAAGACACUGGGGUACACAUGAGAGAGAUUUGCCUAGUAUUGAGAUGCUUAGAAUUACGGCGAAGGAGGCACUUACAUGGUUAUGGGAUCAUUAUUGGAAUGAUAGCACAUUAGAAGAAAUGACCAGUGAUGAUGAAGGUAACAUUGCGGAGAACAUCGUUACCGAAGAAGAAAAAGAAUUACAAAGAGUUCUAAUUUUGUGGCCAGGUCUGUUGUAUGAAUUUUCACACAAUAAAUAUAUUUGGCAAAAUGAAAAUAAUUCAUUAAUUAGUAGUAUCAAUUUCACAGUAUCUGAAAAGACUAAAAAAAACCAGAAAUUGCCAGAGACAAAGAUCAAUAACUAUAUUAACGAUUGGAAAGUAAUAUGGAAGAGCUAUCGUGACCGUGAACAGUUUGUCGAUACUAUUAUGGAAAAAUACAAUUCCCUUCUACUACAUUUGUUAGUAAUUAAAUUAACAGAUUUUGAAAUAUAUUAUUUUAAAUGGCUUCUAAAGGAAUAUUCUAGACAACUUCAAAAUAACAAUGAAAAGGAACCAGUAAAGAAACAUUCGUUGCUGGACAAACAUUUCCGUAAUUGGAUGGAUAUUGAACAAAAAUUGAUUAAGAGAGUUAUUAAUCAUCUUAAUGUCAAAUCAGUAAUACCGAGAUGGAAUCUUUGGAAGGAUGCUCUGAAUGAGGAUCCAUCUUAUCUAUCUGUCGUAAUAGUAAAACAGCUCAUCAAAAGAAUUAAUGAAAUGAAUAAUGGUAGCGGUGACAAUAAUGAAUGGAGAAAGAAAAAGAAGAAGAAACAAAUAUCUAAUGAACAAGAAAUUAUGAAUUCAGCAAAGGAGCUAUUGAAGGAGUUUGAAUUAAGAUAUGAUAUAUCCGAAAAGGACACAUAUGAACAUUCAUUUUUAAUCCUCAAGACCCACGAAACAACUUCAAUAAAAAGUGAUAAGAAACACGAUCUAUCAACUGAGGAUAUCUUCAAUGAUCUAGCAAAUCUAAAGAAAAGACUGCAAAAGACGAAUAACAAAUCCCAUGGAGCAACGGAAAGAACAGAAGUUAAGAACCAAAAAAUAAUACUUUGGGAACCUAUUGAAACAUGGAUGCCUAAGCCCUUUGGUGUACUAUAA